Molecule: messenger RNA, 954 nt
Organism: Paramuricea clavata
Lineage: Eukaryota; Metazoa; Cnidaria; Anthozoa; Malacalcyonacea; Plexauridae
Source: the annotation of a GenBank genome assembly
AUGGUUGUAAGACUUGAUAAAUGUAGCACAUUUGGCAUCAAAAAAGUUUUAUCAAAAUCAGCCCAGUACCUGCCUAAGCUUCGGAACAAUAAAGAUCUCAUACCAAGGAUUAAAACUCGUGAAUCAUUUGAGUAUUUGGGACGACACUUCGAAUUUACUGACAUGACUAAUUAAAAACACAAAUCUAAACUGAUCUCCACCAUUGAUGAACUAAUGUCCGAAAUAGGUCUCAAGAUAUAGGUCCCAAAAAACAAAAUUUUACUUUGCAGUCGUUACGUUUUGUCAAAACUAUCCCGGAAUUUUACUGCUGCUACGAUAUCUAAAACUUGGGUAAUCGAAAAUGUCGAUUCUCUGGUGAACAAGUACAUCCGACAAUGGCUAGAAGUACCUAUAUCUGGAAAACUAAGUAACGUUUUUCUAACCCGUAAUAAGUUUUAUCUAAAUAUCCUCACUGCAUCAGUCAAAUUUAUUCAGUGUCAAACAGUUCUACGUAAUGCCCUAAAAACAUCUCCAAACGAUUCAAUAAACGAACUGUGGGAAUCAACUAAUAAUCGCACUAAUAUUCAAUACGAUAGCUACAACUCAACUAAAGAAGUUUUAAAAACUGUCCACUAUCAACAACAAAAUAAACUUAGGAACCGUCUGAAAUGUCAAGGAUUCAAUUCAACACGUUGUUGGCGGUUGUCAACAUUACUUGAAACGACUUACUUGGAGACACGAUUACACACUAAAGCUUCUUGCAAAAACUUUUUAAACAAAUGCAAAUUACUUGUUGAUCUUCCUGGAUUUGAAAGCCCCUCGAUUAUCACGGGAGAUGAAUAUCGUCCUGAUUUACUUGUCUUUACAAGUUCAGAUACACACCUCUACGUUGUUGAACUUACCGUAGGCUUUGAAUCAAACCUCACAAACAAUUUUAACCGCAAGAAAGCUAAAUAUGAGAACCUAAUUAGAUAA